Parasteatoda tepidariorum (common house spider) is the source of this 456-nucleotide messenger RNA. RefSeq lists its product as uncharacterized. NCBI's taxonomy places the organism in Eukaryota, Metazoa, Arthropoda, Arachnida, Araneae, Theridiidae. The record is from RefSeq and is a predicted model, not a curated record.
AUGAAUCUACUUCGUCUGCAAAUAGGAACAUUUUUCGGAGAUUCUACCAAAUGGUUGGAUUUUUAUAAUCAAUUUGAAACAGCUAUUCAUAACAACAACGAAUUACGAAAGACUGAAAAAUGUGCAUAUUUGAAAUCCUUGCUUGGAGGAAGCGCUCUCGCAUCUAUAUCUGGAUUUGCCAUUAGUGAUCUGAAUUAUGAUUCCUCUAUCGAGAUUCUGAAAGAGCGUUUUGGAAGAACGGACAUUGUGAUAAGCUCUCACAUGACGAAACUUCUCGCUAUUGAACCUAUUCGAAAUGUUUCCAACUUAAAAGCACUAAGAAGGCUAUAUGAUGAGUGUGAAAUACAAAUAAGAAGCCUGUCAUCAUUAAAUGUAACUGCAGGAAGUUAUGGAAAUUUAUUAUGCCCAAUUAUUCAGCAGAAGCUUCCAGAAGAAUUGAAUUUUGAAUUCAAUUGA